UUUUUUUUUUGGAUUUUUUGGUAAUAAUCACAGAUAACAGAGUCAACACUGACAAGAAAACAAAGAAGACAGAGGAUCAGAGGAACAUAGUUGGCAAAAUGAUAACCCAUGUCCUUCUUUUAUGUUUUUUCAUCACUGAAGUAGCAUCAGGAGGACCCACAGCCAAGUCAGGCUGUCAAAAGCAAUGCGGAAACUUGAGCAUCCCAUGCCCUUUCGGAAUCGGAUCCGGCUGUUUCCUCAACGAAUGGUUUGAAGUACUCUGCAUCAAAGACAACAUCACACCACUUUUAAGACACAUCAAGCAAGAAGUGAUGGAGAUUUCCGUCGAAGCUGGCACGAUUCAGGUUAGAAAGCCCAUUACCUUUUGGAACUGCAACAGAGAAACCCGCCAGAGCCCCAACUUGGAAGGUAGCCCUUUUGUGUUCUCACAGAAGAAAAGGUUCACCGCCGUGGGUUGUGGAGCAUUCAGGUUGUUGAUUUCGUCAAAAGUGUCAACGAAUAUUGCCGGCUGCAUGUCCACUUGCGGUGAGACUGGAAACCACAGCUGUAGUGGGGUAAAUUGCUGCCAGGCAAACAUCCCCUUGAAUCUAAAUUCCUUCAAGACCAGUUUUCAUACCGUUGACCGCGAAAAAGAGAAGGUUUGCAAGUAUGCUUUCCUUGUGGAUCAAGAUUGGUUUAUGUCCAAUUUUACUGAUAUUUCUUCGUUUAAAUAGAUGGUUGAUGUGCCUGUGUUGCUUGAAUGGGAAUUAUACUAUUCAGCUUUUGAUGUAUUUGGAACUUCUUUUGAGACUAAUAAAUCAACUUGGUCAGAUUCCAAAUGCUAUUGGGAUACUGUAAACUCCAAAUAUGGAUGCUACAGAAAUCCCACUUGCUAUACAUAUUAUAAUGGUAUUGCCACUUCUUCUUCAUCUUCAGUAAUAUUCAAUCAGUCCAGGGUUGAAUGUAGCUGUGGAUGGGGAUUUGAAGGAAGCCCUUAUCUUAUUGAAGGAUGUAAAGGUAUGUUAAAGUAAAGCUUUACACCCUUUGUACAUUUAAACCGCAAUAUUCAUGAAAAUUUCAAAAUUUCGGAAGUAUCUGAAAAUAAUAUGUUUGUUUUGGCAGAUAUUGAUGAAUGCAAGGAACAUAGCAAUGGCUGUACACAGUAUGGUGGAAUUUGCCAAAACGGUUUUGGGGGUUACGGAUGCUACUAUCCAUCUCAAACGAAAUGGUGAUUUAUUGUUGCAACAAAAAUUAUCUUUAGAGGAAGUACAAUUUGAUACUAAAACCAAGAUGUUCAAUUCAAAGGAAUUAUAGAAAUCUGCUGACAAUUUUUAUGGAGAUAGAAAUCUAGCUCAGGUGUGGCCUAGGUAUUGUUUACAAAGAAAUGUUGGAAAAUUGAAAAUUUGUUACCGUGAAGAAGUCUAAAAUAGUUCAUGAAGAGAAACUAACAAAAUUCAUUGAUAAGGUUAUCAUUCUUUCCCAAAUUAACCACAGGAACGUGGUUAAACUGCUAGGAUUCUAUUUAUACCCUACGGUACACUUUCCUGAGCAUAUUCACGACCAAAAUGAAGAAUUUAACUUUACAUGGAAAAUGCACUUAUGCAUUGCACCAGAAAUUGUAGGAGCUGAUAUGUCUUACUUUACAGUCUGCAACUUCCUUUCCUAUUUACCACUGAGAUAUUAAAUUAUCAAACAUACU
Ziziphus jujuba (common jujube) is the source of this 1678-nucleotide messenger RNA. RefSeq names its product wall-associated receptor kinase-like 1. The record is from RefSeq and is a predicted model, not a curated record. Gene Ontology annotation, molecular function: protein serine/threonine kinase activity; polysaccharide binding. NCBI's taxonomy places the organism in Eukaryota, Viridiplantae, Streptophyta, Magnoliopsida, Rosales, Rhamnaceae. Gene Ontology annotation, cellular component: membrane. The transcript has a single exon. The coding region runs from base 99 to 713 and encodes 204 amino acids.